AGCACGGUCUGUGGUGCUGAGUCUCCCCUUCUCUCUCUCUCUCUCUUCUUUCACUCUGUCGCUCUCUCGCUUUGCUGUCUUACACACACACUCUCUCUCUCUCGAACACACCCUUACACAGCCCUCAUUCCUUCACACUACUGCAGACAUGGUCGAGGCUUUUGUGGGCACAUGGAACAUGAAGGAGAGCGAGAAAUUUGAUGAAUACAUGAAAGAGCUGGGUGUGGGCUAUGCUACACGUAAAAUAGGCAACAUGACCAAGCCCACCACCAUCAUCUCAGUGGAGGGCGACAAGGUGACAGUGAAGACCCAGAGCACCAUUAAGAACACAGAGCUCUCCUUCAAGCUUGGAGAGGAGUUUGACGAGACCACCGCCGAUGACAGGAAGGUUAAGUCCAUUGUAACAGUAGAGGAUGGGAAGUUGGUGCACAUACAGAGAUGGGACGGCAAAGAGACCAGCCUGGUCAGGGAAGUCAACGACAACGCCCUCACACUGACUCUCACAAUUGGGGAGGUCGUUUGCACACGUCGCUACGAGAAGGCACAGUAAAACGUAACACUGAAACCUCCCUCCAGCAUCUACUUGCAUCAACUAAAGCCCUGCACCCCACCUCAUCCCAGGCCAAGCAAACCACUCAUAUGGCUGCUGCCACUUCCCUUCAGUGUCCCUCAUACUGUACACUCAGUAUUAACAUUACUGAUGAAUGUGACCUCUUUUUUCUCCCUCUCCCUCUCUUUAUACUGUUGUUCCUUUUACUGUAAAAAAAAACAAAACACUGAAUAAAUUCCAAUGAUUUGUUGUUGUUUUCUUUCUCUAAAAUUGCAGGUCUGUAUUUUUUUUUUUUUUUUUUUUUAGAAAAUGUGUUAUGCAUGGUGCCUGUUAAACCUGGAAAAGUGUUUGAAUUAAAAACAAAUUGCCUCUUGAGGCCUGGAAAUAAAAGUGUCUACACUGUUGGACAAACAUGUAAAACAACAA
This is a messenger RNA of Dicentrarchus labrax (European seabass), 976 nucleotides long. RefSeq names its product fatty acid binding protein 3, muscle and heart (gene fabp3). The transcript is spliced from 4 exons. The record is from RefSeq and is a predicted model, not a curated record. Gene Ontology annotation, biological process: fatty acid transport. Gene Ontology annotation, cellular component: cytosol; nucleus. Bases 149 to 550 code for a protein of 133 amino acids. Lineage: Eukaryota; Metazoa; Chordata; Actinopteri; Moronidae. Gene Ontology annotation, molecular function: fatty acid binding.